GCUAUGUUUCCUAAUUCUCCGAUAACUCGUAUAAUUAAAACUUUGGUGUUUGCACUUCUAUUAUCGUGUCUGGUUCUUCUAAUAUUUUCACCAGAUAAGAAAAGCUCGGAAACGAUAAUAGAAGUUGCAACAAAUACAAAAAACAAUAUUUCUAUAUUCGAUACAUGCCCAUUGACUGUCUACGAUCAUCUGGAUCCUCAAUUACGCCAGUUCCACAAUCCGCGUUACAAUCCAAUGGCUGGAUGCACGCCGUAUAUUCCUCUCACAGUUCUUGAGAAUGGAAAGAUAAGAGCCACGGAGAAGGCUGAAGGAUACGAAUGUUCUGCAAGUUACUGUUUUAUCGAAUCGUUCUCAGUUCCACAUAGGUUACGAAUGGCCACUUCGAAUACGAGCUUGACUGGCCGAUAUCCAAAACCGCCCAAGCAACUUCCUCCCUGUUUUACUCGUAGAAAACUUGACAGAAGUCCCGGAUUCGGCGCUUCACCGAGGGGGCAGGGUGUACGUCGAAGGCUCAAGUGCAUAUACAACGAUCAUGAUACAAAGUAUAUAGCCGAUCCAUGGAUUAUCCUUCCAUCAAAUGAAACCUUCAAGUGUGACAUUGUCGAGUCCCAGUGCAGUAAUGGCAACUUCUUCUAUGGCAAUGAAUCAUACCUCCAUAUGCAGAUUUAUGAAGAUGAAUCUCUACCUCAUACUCUUGCUUAUCUGAAAAUGGAACAUGGUGCUAUUCAAAUGGAAUUUCUGAACAAACUAGGAUAUAACAGUCGACCCAACGCUAUCGCACUGUUCUUCGGCAGAACCGAGGAAGGCGGCAGUCGUGAUCUGGUAGGGCAACCGCCCCUCUAUUUUGAUUGGGAUAGUACAAAAAUGUGUAAAGAGUACUUGGAUGAUUUACCAUAUGAGUUGGAAGAAUAUCGGAAGCUUGGCUAUAAAACUAUGGUGGCUCAAGACUGGUCAGCUGGUUUUGCUUAUUAUCCCAAUUGUUUGGGCUUCAAUAGAUCUGAAGCGGAUCACAUGUGGAGGGCCUUCGAAUUACGAAUGGGAGAGUCUAGGACGCUUCGAAGGAGUCACAUCUGGCACUGUAGUGAGCUACACUUGGAAAUGAUGGCAUAUAUGGAGAAAUUUAUGCAGUCAUAUCCAGGAGUUCCAAAAAUAUGUCAUGUAUGGCCCGUCAACUUGGCUCACGACUCAAUGAAAAAUCUCUACCAUGCUGAUGAACAGUUUUUGAACUUUUUCAAAAGGAACACCAAACACUUGGACGACUCCUUUCUGUUUUUCAUGGGCGACCAUGGACCGAAAAGUGAGGGGAUCGAAAAGGUACCCCUGGGAGAAUACGAGCAGAAGAAUCCAUUCCUAAUGGUUUCGGUUCCAAAACGCUACCGUAAUACGCCAAUUCAUAAUCAAUUAAAGUUAAAAUCAACUCAGCUAAUGACUCACUACGAUCUCCAUGCCACGUUUUUGGAUAUACUCAAGGUAGGUCCUACACCGAAACUCUGUGAGAGCUCCAAUCCCCCUUUAACUUCCAUAUUUGAGCUCCAACCAUCCAGUAAUUUCUCGGACACAUCGUAUCGCGACAUGGGAACAAUGAGUAAAGGCUCUUCAUUACUUCGAGAAUGGCGUGGGCCAAGGAACUGUCGGACACUCCCAAUCCCAUCACACUAUUGCAUCUGCCAAUACAAUAAAACGACCAUCGAUAACGAAGCUAUAUUGGCCAAAACUGGUCAAUUUGUCGCAGAGCAGGUGAAUCAGAUACUGCGAAAAGCUGGAAUACUCGGGUUAUGUCGGGUGCAGUCCUACUACUCG
Haemonchus placei is the source of this 1800-nucleotide messenger RNA. Lineage: Eukaryota; Metazoa; Nematoda; Chromadorea; Rhabditida; Trichostrongylidae. The record is from the annotation of a GenBank genome assembly.